AAGUGCUCGGGUCCGGCACGGUCCUGCGUGUGCGCCCGCGCUCAGUUCGAUCCCGAAGAUAGGCCCGAUAGUACGUCGCCAAGGUACUGCUGUGCUUACCUGCGUCCUUGUGCAUGGUGGUGGUGGUGGUGGUUGUGGUGGUAGUGGUGUCCGUCCCGCAAUCUGGUAGGCAACGCGGAUGGAUCUCGUACCGCCCGUAAUCGCUGUGCAGUGUCUUUCCGGGGUUGUGGCCAUCGGACGAAAGUGUCCCGCGGUUGUGAUUGCCGAUCUCGAGAUCAGUGAGCCAGUGAGACAGCAGCCGUGGCAGAAUUUGCUGUGCGUACCCUGAUCCCCGCCUGAGAAAAAAAAAAAACUUGAGCAAUUAGUUAGUGCCCCAUUUGUGGAGCGGACCACCCGCCCGAAGUUCAGUCAGUAGGUCGCAAACGGGGGAACGGGGAAAACAGAGGAAUUACAUCAGGGCCGCAGCUUUCCACGAACGGCGAGCACAAUGAAGCCCAAACCGCGACGGUGGUACCGCUGGUAGGCAGUGGGCUAGUUGAGGGUGGUGGUGGUGGUGACGCGAGUGAAGGCGCGCAGCUGUGAAACGAGGCAAAAAAGCCACCCGGCCCCCCCGUUCAGAGUGGACGACUCUGCAAGGUUGUUUAUAGUCAGGCUAAAAAUCGAUGACGAUUAGUGCCAGAAAGGGGGUACGGGAAGACUGAUACUGAUACAGAACGGCAGAAGAAGAAGAAGAAGAAGAAGAAGAAGGAAACCAACACAGCUAUAGUGUCACCUCGCACACACACACACACACCUACAUUAUACCACAAUCAUUACUAUCGCAGAAUAGCGCUGGGUGCGUCUGUUGUGCGUCGUUCGGAGCGUGCUUGGGUGUCUGUCCCGAGGCGCCUCUUCAAAAAUUGCGCGACAAGAUCCCGGACCGUAUCACGACGGGGGUGACGAAAGCCUGGAGCCUGAUAGUGGUGGUGGGGGUCGUCGUGGUGGUGGUGGUGGUGGUGGUCGUGGUGCCGGACCAGCAGGACGGAUCGAUUGAGCGCGGCAAAGGGAAGCGGCGGACGGCGAUGGCGAGCAGGGUAGCGGUGGUGCUCGGUUUGGUACUGGCCAGCCUGAGACCGCUGGCAGUGGAGGGAAAAAUUUACAGAAAUUACUCCGACAUCGGCGAACUGUCCAAGAAUCAUGCCAGCCUGUCGCUGUCCGAUAUACUGCCAACACACCAGAAAACAUACGACAAAAACCGUGCACCUAAGCUGCUAGGUCAACCGACAGUCGUCUACUUCCAUGUCACUGUCCUAUCGAUCGACUCCAUCAACGAGGAGUCCAUGACGUACGUGGCGGACAUCUUUUUGGCACAAAGCUGGCGCGAUCCGCGCCUACGGCUACCAGAAAACAUGAGCGAAGAGUACCGGAUACUGGACGUCGACUGGCUGCACAGCAUCUGGCGGCCGGACUGCUUCUUCAAGAACGCCAAAAAGGUGACGUUUCACGAGAUGAGCAUACCGAACCACUACCUCUGGCUGUACCACGACAAGACGCUGCUGUACAUGUCCAAGCUGACGCUCGUCCUGUCCUGUGCGAUGAAGUUCGAGUCGUACCCGCACGACACGCAGAUCUGCUCGAUGAUGAUCGAAAGUUGUAAGUAUGGGCAGUACCAGGGGCAGGGAUGCAGGGUUUUGUUGAAGAAGUUACGAAGGAAGAAGUUGGCGGAAGAGUUGCCCGAGGUUUGGUUUUGGUGGUUUUUGGCCCGUGGAAUCCUGAAGCGUGUAGCUGAAUGUUGUGCAGGCGGAGCAUUUGGAGGUGAGAGAUCUGGCUUUGGAAUGUAAGUUGUUGUGUGUUACUCGUAGAUACUGCUAUGCAUACUUCAGCUCCAGCAAUGCCUAUUGGUAGUAUUACUGUACCCGUCUGGUAAGAGUUGUUCGGUAGCUUGCUAGACAAUUUCGCAAAGGUUCUACGCUCUGCUUCCAAUACCUGGGGACGACCUCCAAUAGUCCGGUUUUAUUCGCAAGGAUGUACCAGGUAUGCAUUCUACAGACUCAAGUUCGCAGGCAGAGUUCUACACCACAUCGCAUCUAUUUUGUUGUUGUUGUAGCCAGUGACCCAAUCAGCGAUUUAGCCGCCUCAGCUCGAUCAAAAACAUCAUCACCGAGUAGCUCGUCUUCAGCAUGCUGGCGAACGUUUGCCACGACACCUCGACGAUGUCGCUGCCGCGCAAGGACAGGCUGCGCUGCGUCGCGAGCAGUAUGAUGCUGAGGGUGGUCCGGAACUCGCGCAAGGCAGCCGGCUGGUCCUUCCCAUACUUCAGCCAGUCGGACCAUUUAUCGUUGUACAGCGUCCAGCCAAUCCGCUUGUUCUAACGUGGGACGGGAAAGGAGGUAAAGAAAGAAAGGGUCACACACAGGAUUUGAUAGGCGUCCGUCGUCGUGCUAGGUACGCACCGUUGCCUGCAGGUCUUCAACGAGCUUGCAGCAGUAGUACCACUCGAAGACGAGCAGCACUGAGAAGAUUGACACGCAGACCGACACAAAGUUGAGCCCGUAGUACGAGAUGAAGAAGGUGUCGAUGGCGAGCGAGAGCAGCGCGGUGUAGUACUGCACGGUGAUGGAGAAGCUGUGGACCCGGUUCACCUCGCGCACCUGUCUGGGGAAAGCAAAAUGGUUGUAGCGCGGGU
Messenger RNA from Anopheles arabiensis, 2665 nucleotides. RefSeq names its product glycine receptor subunit alpha-4-like. NCBI's taxonomy places the organism in Eukaryota, Metazoa, Arthropoda, Insecta, Diptera, Culicidae. Gene Ontology annotation, molecular function: extracellular ligand-gated monoatomic ion channel activity; neurotransmitter receptor activity; transmembrane signaling receptor activity. Gene Ontology annotation, biological process: chloride transmembrane transport; nervous system process; regulation of membrane potential. Bases 1062 to 1820 code for a protein of 252 amino acids. The record is from RefSeq and is a predicted model, not a curated record. The transcript has 3 exons. Gene Ontology annotation, cellular component: neuron projection; synapse; membrane.